AUGCGUCAGUUUGCUGGUCAGUGGCCUGUCGUUGGCCCGAGUCAGAAAGCCGUUGAAGCUUGGUCUGUGGUUUGUCGUUGGAGGGUUCAUACAAGGCAAUUCCAGGAAGGAUGGUUCGGGCACUACUUGGAUGGCUCUACCAUGGUUAAGGAAGACGCUUCCUUUGGGUUUCAAUCGCGUAUUGCGAACAUUUGGAACACGGCAUCCCUCAAUGAUUUGAUGCACGCAGACGAUAGCAACUGCAAUGCAACACUUGGUAACCUCUAUGCAUCUCAGGCAGACCAAUACAAGGCGAAUUGUCCUGGGCUGUUGCAAGCAGCUCCUCUGCCACCUAUUUCCAUCUCGAAGGCAAUCAUGGACUCCGCCCAUUCACUGUUUCUUUCCCAUACAAAAUCGUCAACCCAGCAACAGUCAAGAGAUGAUUACAUCCAAACAUCCCCGAUAGCAGCAAUAUAUUAG
Molecule: messenger RNA, 459 nt
Organism: Colletotrichum lupini
Lineage: Eukaryota; Fungi; Ascomycota; Sordariomycetes; Glomerellales; Glomerellaceae
Exons: 5
Coding region: 1-459 (152 amino acids)
Source: RefSeq, a predicted model, not a curated record